Ilex paraguariensis (yerba mate) is the source of this 691-nucleotide messenger RNA. The record is from the annotation of a GenBank genome assembly. NCBI's taxonomy places the organism in Eukaryota, Viridiplantae, Streptophyta, Magnoliopsida, Aquifoliales, Aquifoliaceae.
AUGACUACUGGAAGAGUGACUACAAAGGUGGAUGUUUAUGCUUUUGGAGUGGUAUUGAUGGAAAUAAUCACUGGUAGAAAAGCAUUAGAUGAGACUGUGCCAGAUGAGAGGGCUCAAUUGGUCACAUGGUUCCGCAAGGUGCUUGUCAACAAGGACAACAUUCGAAAGGCUAUUGACCAAUCCCUUGACCUCGAUGAGGAAACCUUUAAUAGCAUUUGCAGGGUGGCUGAGCUGGCAGGUCACUGCACUGCACGCGAGCCAUUUCAGAGACCAGAUAUGGGUCAUGCAGUUAACAUACUGAGUCCCCUCGUAGAGCAAUGGAAACCUUCUCGCCAUGAAGAAGAAGAAAGCAGCUAUGGCAUUGACCUCCACAUGAGCCUUCCUCAAGCCCUUCAAAGAUGGCAAGCUGACGAAGUUACUUCCACAAUGUUCGGUGGUCAGUCUUACAGUCAAACCCAUUCAAGCAUUCCUUCAAAGCCUUCUGGAUUUGAAGACACGUUUGAUUCAACAGAUUGUAGAUGACGGAAAAGCAGAAUCAAGAUCCUUAAAAACAAAGAAAGGGCACCCACCAUAUCAAGCAGGAGGUAAAAGGAAAGUUUGGUCACUGUUUGUCCUUUUAUUCACUGAAGAAUACAUUUAAAAUUUUGAUUUUUCCUGUAUGUAUGAUCUUUUGUUUGUUCUUCAUAUUGUA